Ceratotherium simum simum (southern white rhinoceros) is the source of this 2784-nucleotide messenger RNA. It is a transcript of the gene CDS2, whose product is annotated as CDP-diacylglycerol synthase 2. NCBI's taxonomy places the organism in Eukaryota, Metazoa, Chordata, Mammalia, Perissodactyla, Rhinocerotidae. Gene Ontology annotation, molecular function: phosphatidate cytidylyltransferase activity. Gene Ontology annotation, cellular component: endoplasmic reticulum membrane. The record is from RefSeq and is a predicted model, not a curated record.
GGGCCGUGAUGGCGGCGGUGCGCGUGCGCGCUCGCUCCGGGGCCCUCCUCCGGAGAGAAGCAGCCAGCGGGCCCGGGACGGGCCAGACUGACUGCGCCCCGCCAGAGUGAAAGGGCGGUGGCGGCGCUGGGCGGGGCCGAGCUCCAGGGCUGGCAGCGGGGCUGCGGUGGGGCCUGCGAGCCGCUCAGGCGUGGCGGGGCCGGCCGAGCGGAGUCCGCGCGCGUCCCCGCUGAGCUGCCCGCUCCGACGGCUGCGCUGCUCCCCCGCGGCGACGUCGCGCCAGUGUCUCCAGCAUGACGGAGCUGAGGCAGAGGGCCGUCCGCGAGCCGGACGGUCCGCCCGAGGACAAGGAGUCAGAGUCAGAAGCAAAGGUAGAUGGAGAGACCGCAUCAGACAGUGAGAGCCGAGCAGAAGCUUCUCCCCCACUAAUCCCUGCAGAUGAUACCCCGGAGGUCCUCAACAGGGCCCUUUCCAGCUUGUCUUCAAGAUGGAAGAACUGGUGGGUGAGAGGCAUCCUGACUUUGGCCAUGAUUGCAUUUUUCUUCGUCAUCAUUUAUCUGGGACCAUUGGUUUUAAUGAUGAUUGUGCUGUGUGUUCAGAUUAAGUGUUUCCACGAGAUUAUCACUAUUGGCUACAAUGUUUACCACUCCUAUGACCUGCCCUGGUUCAGGACCCUCAGCUGGUACUUCCUACUGUGUGUAAAUUAUUUCUUCUAUGGUGAAACAGUGACGGAUUACUUCUUCACUCUGGUCCAGAGAGAGGAGCCUUUGCGGAUUCUCAGUAAAUACCACCGGUUCAUUUCCUUUACUCUCUAUCUAAUAGGAUUCUGCAUGUUUGUACUGAGUCUGGUCAAGAAGCAUUAUCGACUCCAGUUCUACAUGUUUGGCUGGACCCAUGUAACGUUACUGAUCGUUGUAACCCAGUCCCAUCUUGUCAUCCACAACCUGUUUGAAGGAAUGAUCUGGUUCAUUGUCCCCAUCUCUUGUGUGAUCUGCAAUGACAUCAUGGCCUAUAUGUUUGGUUUCUUCUUUGGUCGGACCCCACUCAUCAAGCUGUCCCCGAAGAAGACUUGGGAAGGCUUCAUUGGGGGCUUCUUUGCUACUGUGGUGUUUGGCCUUCUGCUGUCCUAUGUGAUGUCUGGGUACAGAUGCUUUGUCUGCCCCGUGGAGUACAACAAUGACACCAACAGCUUCACUGUGGACUGUGAGCCCUCGUACCUGUUUCGCCUGCAGGAGUACAACAUUCCUGGGGUGAUCCAGUCGCUCCUUGGCUGGAAAACAGUCCGGAUGUACCCCUUCCAGAUUCACAGCAUUGCCCUCUCCACCUUUGCCUCGCUCAUCGGCCCCUUUGGAGGAUUCUUCGCAAGUGGAUUCAAACGAGCCUUUAAAAUCAAAGACUUUGCCAACACCAUUCCUGGCCAUGGAGGCAUCAUGGAUCGCUUUGACUGCCAGUAUCUGAUGGCCACCUUUGUCAAUGUGUACAUCGCCAGUUUUAUCAGGGGCCCGAAUCCGAGCAAGCUGAUUCAGCAGUUCCUGACCUUGCGGCCAGAUCAGCAGCUCCACAUCUUCAACACGCUUAAGUCUCACCUAACCGACAAGGGGAUGCUGAUGGCCGCCACGGAGGAUGAAUAGGGGCCACGCAGGGUCGGGAGAGCAGGAGCAGGACCGAGCGAGGGGCAGGGCUCCAAGGCAAGCCCAGCUGUGUGACAUAGAUGAUGACAAGGCUUCAACUCACUGUCUUUUUUUUUUUUUUUUUUUUUUGUAGAGUGUUUUUUAUUUGUGGGUUAAAAAGAAAUCUGUAUAUACAGUCUGUGUGCUUAUGAUUUGGGUUGUGAGUAAACUAUAGCUUUGAGUUGGAAAGAAGUCACAGAGGUAAAACCAUGGUGUUUUUUAAACAAAAGUUUUUGACAACCGAGAAGACAGUGUUGCCCAGCUCGGGAGCAUCUGCUUGGCGCUUCUAGCUGCAAUCAGUUGAACUGUUUCUGGGCUCGAGCAGAGAGUGGACAUACAUCUGUGUCCGACAGUUCAGGGGACCCCUGCCGUGUUGGUAGCUGCCCCCGAGCAGGGAAGAGGAGCAUGGCUUGGAUGUCUUUGCUGCUGGAGAGCUAUCACCUGGGCUUCUCAAUAAUCCCUGGCUUGGAGCUGCAGGAGGGUUGCCUUUUCCAGGCCGGAAGGAUGAAGGCUUAUUAAUCAGAUAAGCAUUCUCUCCACACAAAAUCCUGCGGAGCAUGAGCUCUGCUUUCUGAUAUGGGUUCACCUUACUUCAUCACACACUGAAAGAAGGUUUCAGCUUUUGUUUUCUUCAGAAAGCACGAAAAAUUAUUUAUAAUAGUCUGGGAAAAAAAAACACACUGUAAUAUUUCAGGUGUGUGCAGUAGAAUGUACUGUAACCGAGCCCUUUCCCACAGGUUUUAGGGUCAGGUGGCUCCUGUAGGGCAGUCCAGCUAACCGUGUCUUUUCGGGGGCGAUGCCAUUCACCUUUGUGCUGUAGAUUUGCUGCUGAAUCCUUCCUGGGGGCUUUCCCGUUAGGCAGGGGGCAGAGGGCUUCUGGUUCUUGCACCUUUUGCCUGACCGACCACCCAUGUAGCUGCUGUGUUGUAUAUAUAUUACUCUUAAGGCAAGUGUGUAUCUGUGUGUGUUUUAAAAAUCACUUAUUUCUUAUAGUGAUUUCAAGUGUACCAUGACUUCACUGAAACCACAAAGUCCUGCUUUAAACUCUGGAAAACCUAACCCGAUUAGAGAUUUGACUGUUGUGAAGAUUAAAUGCACACUUUUUAUAUAAUGU